AUGGACUAUAAGCCAAGUUAUAAGAACAUAUAAAUUUAUGACAUAAAUUUAGCUGAGAACGUGCCAAAAGACAAAGCAACGACAAAAAGAGUAGGCCUAGAACAAUAUAGGGUAAUUUAGACAUUCAAUUUUAUUUUUUACAGCUAACACCAAAAUGUUACAGUGGUUAGCUAGGAAAACAGGUAGAGCAUAAAGGUGAAUUUAUCCAAUCAGACCAAGCAUAGUACUUUUAAUCUUUUCUUUUUCAGUGUAAAUUUCUUAAACAAGAGGAUAGAAUCAAGCAAAAAAUUUUUGAGCAUAUCCAAAUAGCAAGCAUACUAGUAAAGUAAUUCUUAAAGGAAGGAUUAAUAUAAUAAAAGUACAUUUGUAUAGCUUAAAUAAAGACAACAAGCAUACCUACUAAAUAAUAUCUAUUUGAGAUAGUAUUUUAGUAUUGUAUAUCAACAGUAUUCAUAUUACUAUAAAGAGAAAAGAUAAUUAUUCAGCAAGCUCUAACAACUCAAUCUUUUUUAACCUCUGUGGAAACUUACUUAUAUUACAGCAAUUAGUAAAUACCGCAUGCAUCAUAUCAAUAUCUUCAAUAAGAGAUUUAUUUAAUUGAUUAAUUUAUGUAUUAUUUAUCUUUUAUUACAGAUGUAGUUUAUGUAAGCAAGCUUUAAUAAAUAUAUUCGUAUUACAAUUAAAAAUUAAAGAAAAAAGUAUAAAUCUUACAUGUAAUCUAAUUUUCCAGGCAAAAUCAAAUAAAUUUAUUCUACGUCUUAUUAAAAAUUAAUAUUUUACUCUGAAAAAUCUUUUUUUCGCUAUGAAAAAUGA
Messenger RNA from Tetrahymena thermophila SB210, 813 nucleotides. RefSeq names its product transmembrane protein, putative. Lineage: Eukaryota; Ciliophora; Oligohymenophorea; Hymenostomatida; Tetrahymenidae. The record is from RefSeq and is a predicted model, not a curated record. The transcript has 4 exons.